Messenger RNA from Arabidopsis thaliana (thale cress), 2057 nucleotides. Its product is annotated as Galactose oxidase/kelch repeat superfamily protein. The record is from RefSeq and is marked reviewed. Lineage: Eukaryota; Viridiplantae; Streptophyta; Magnoliopsida; Brassicales; Brassicaceae. Bases 511 to 1758 code for a protein of 415 amino acids. The transcript has 2 exons.
CUCAAAUUAGCUUAUUUCCAAAAACCUAUCACGCUAAUUCGACAAUUAAUCAAAAUAGAAGGGGCUUAGAGGAUUGAGAGAAAGACUUACCGUCAAACGAAGAGGAACCUUGAAAGAGCAGGAAAUGAAACCCGGUUCGACUCGGUUGACUCGGAUUCCUCUGAGACUAAAAUUCUCGUAGAAGCUUUUCCCUUCACCUAAAAAUUCUUCAACUCGCGGUGCCUCACCGUCGUCAACCACCUCAUCGCUCAAUUGCAGAUACUCCAUAAUUUUCUCCAUCAUCGUCUUUCUAAUUUCUUUCAAUUCUUAUUUUAUUUUUAUUUUUUGGAUAAAUAAAUAAAUUACUCAAUUCAUAUUUCAGAUACUUUAUGGGCCUUAAAGGCCCCAUUUUAGCAAAUCGUUACGCCGUCGUUCUCUGUACUAUAAAUACGAGCAUUUUUUUCAACUAUCAAAUUCAUUCUCACUUUCAGUUAGAUAAUUCGUUGCUGCUAACGUCACACUCACACGGCGAUGGCUUCUAUCUCUGAAACUUCCGACGACGGCUCUAACGGCGGCGAUCCAAACCAGAAACCCGAAGAACCUCACAAGAACCCGCAAGAAGGUAAAGAAGAAGAGAAUCAAAACGAGAAACCGAAAGAAGACGAUCAUCAAGAAGAAGAAGUAGAGAAUGUUCCUCAGAUUCCUCCACAAAUGCCACUAGAACUAAUCGUAAGCACCAUCGCGACUCUCCGGAGAUGUCAUUACCCGACGCUAUCUCUCCUCUCUGACUCCUUUCGUCAAGUAAUCUCUUCGGUGGAUCUCUUCCAAACUCGCUCGCUCAUCGGCUCGACGGAACCGGUUCUUUAUACCUUGAUCACGUUCACGUCCCCAAAUUUUGAAGAACCAAGAUGGUUUAUUCUCCAACGGAGAAACAAUACCUCUUUACAAUUGAGCUUAGUCACAUCUCUUCCUCCCAUGUUUCCUGGAUGCACUACCGUCACAAUCGGACACAAGAUUUACGUUAUGGGUGGACUCAGAAGCUUGAAUCGACGCGCAAAGACUGUGUUUGUCAUCGACUGCAGAUUCCAUACGUGGCGCUAUCUCCAGGAGAUGCAAGUGGCUCGUUCCUACGCAGCUUCUGCAGUGAUUGACGGAAUGAUUUACGUGGUGGGAGGUUCCACUAAACGAAGUGAUGAUUGGGUCGAAGUGUUCAAUGUAGAGACUAAUACUUGGGAAAAUGUGCCUAGUGUAUUAUCCCCCUAUGGUCGUUCGAAAGCACCGUUUAAUGUUCAUUUCGUUUUGGAUAAUAAGAUUUACAUUUUGGAUGGUAACAAUCGUGUGGCUUACGAUCUAAGAGGACGUAGAUGGGAAGAUUGGGGACCUGCAGGAAAUCAAUUGGGGUAUUUCUGGCAGGUGUUGUAUUGUGUGGUUGAUAAUUUGUUGUAUGCCGUUGUUCCGGAUCACCUUCAUGUAACUCCCAUUGUCGUGUAUGAUCCAAGAGAAAUGGGUUGGAGACCUGUCAUGGGUGUUGAUUACUUGCCUAACCUCGUUUAUAGUGAGUCUAGAAUGACGAAUUUUGGUGGGAAGUUGAUGAUUUUGGGAUGUUAUCAAAGCCAGGCUAGGUUUGAUUAUUACGGGGAAGUAAAUGUUUGGUGCGUAGAGGUGGCGUUGGAGAGACGUGAAGAUGGUGAAAUUUGGGGGAAGGUCCAAUCACUCUCGCUUGUGAAUAAAUUCCGCAAGUCGCCUGUCUUUGUGCUUUCUCGAACUGUUACGGUUUGAUGAUUCGUUUGCAGUUGCAAGGUGAAGGAUCUUUUCUUACACCUUAUUGAUAUGAAGCAAAAGUGGUGCAGAAGCUCUAUAUCUGACAACUUAUGGAGUAACUCGUCUUUCUUUACCUUUGUGCAAAAAUGUGAAUACUCUUAAAAGAAUUAGCCUUGUGUAGAGUUGGCCACUCUUUUAGCUUUUCGAUACAAAAGUUCUUAUGAGACUUGUUGAAAUGCAUCUUUAGUCUUUUGGGGUUUUUGCAGAAACAUGGUCUCAACUUCUUCCUGUUUGCUUUUAGAUAUAUAACUCUUGUG